Messenger RNA from Aedes albopictus (Asian tiger mosquito), 3280 nucleotides. Its product is annotated as VPS35 endosomal protein sorting factor-like. Gene Ontology annotation, cellular component: endosome. The transcript is spliced from 7 exons. Gene Ontology annotation, biological process: endocytic recycling. The record is from RefSeq and is a predicted model, not a curated record. Lineage: Eukaryota; Metazoa; Arthropoda; Insecta; Diptera; Culicidae. The coding region runs from base 152 to 3100 and encodes 982 amino acids.
UUUGUUUUGUUAUUAUUGCAUUAGAUUUUUUUCGCACGGUUUCUAUUAGAAUCCUUAUCAUUAAAUUCUAUCAAAAAAGUGAAAUAAUAAGACUUAGUCUAAAAAAAAGGAUCAGGUUACGUGCUGGCAAGUUAUACGUUGCAAGUAAACAAUGUCCGCAGAAUGGAGAUGCAUCCGGCGCAACCAGGACGAAUGUCGCCGCUAUCUGGACCAAUUCAAAGUGUUCGAUCAUCCGCUGAAGCAGUCCACUAUCACCGUGUUGGAAAGCAAGGGCACCCGAAUGAAAUCGUCCAAUAGCAACUUCAGUGAAAGUAACAGUGGUUCGUCAUCGACCAUUUCGCUGGAUCCGCUCAGUUUGGCCCUGGAUGGGUCCGAUCCAUUGAGUCAAUUUGCCCGGCAGGAUUCCGCUCAGGAUCCGCUGUCGCAGAUGGCCGCUGAGUUUGAAGGGGGUUUGAGUGUGUCUUCGGGCGCUUCUAAGUCGAAAAAGAAGGAGAUUACCAAUUUGUUGGAGAUGGAUUUGAUCGAACCGUGGGCCGGAAGGAGAGGAGCUAUUCUGAACAAGUAUACUACCAACGAGAAGUUGUCCAUUGUGACCAGCUUCCUGAAUGGGGGCGAAACCAUCAAAUCGCAAACGACCAUGUCCGAGAAGGUCAAGCAUCGGUUGGAGCAGCUGGACGAGUUUGAGGAGGGGACCGUUCGGCAGAUGCUGGAUCUGUCCCAGCAGGAAUAUGUGAUAAAGAUUGAGCAGCUGAAUCACGAGCUCGUCCAGGCGUGGAACACCGACCAGCGGGUCAAGGCACUGAAGAUUGCGAUUCAAUGCUCGAAAUUGUUGGCGGACACGUCGGUCAUCCAGUUUUAUCCGUCGAAGUUUGUGCUGAUAACGGACAUAUUGGACAUUUUCGGGAAGUUGGUCUACGAACGAUUGUUGAUCAAGUCUGGGGAAUCGGCUAAACCGGGACACAGGGGACCGGUUGGUUUGCCGGAAAACUUCACCCCGGAUAUGGUGCCCGAGUCGGCCAAGGAAACGUGCCAGAACUGGUUCUACAAGAUAGCGUCCAUACGGGAACUGUUGCCAAGAUUGUACGUCGAAAUGGCCAUACUCAAGAGCUACCGAUUCCUGACGGCCAACGAAUUCAGUUCCAUUCUGAUGCGAUUGACUCACAUGAUUCGAGGUGUUGGUGACCCGCUGGUGAACAUUUACGCUCGAUGCUAUCUCUGCCGGGUGGGAAUGGCCAUCACAACCAACCGUGACUAUAUUAAGGAGAAUCUAAACGAUGUCCUCACGAUUUACCAUACCAUCCUAAACGGAGGCAUCCGAGCGGAAAUCGCCAAACACCGGAUAACCCUGAACGGGUACAUAUCGCUGUUCCUUCCUGCUCUGGAUUGGCUCAUGCAGGGCGUCACGAUCCUCAGUACCGAUGCCGAGUUGGACGAUGUCCUGAAGCGCUGUCGUGACAAAAAGCACCCGGCCCUGCUUAUGCAAUCGAUAAUGCAAUCUUUCCGGCCGGACUUCAUCGCACUGCGAGCGGUUCCGUUUGUGGAGAUUUUGUCCACCGUCUCGGUGGAGGGAUCAUCGCGGGGGCACCUGCUGCGAAUUUUGGGCGGCAUUCUAAGCCAGACAGCGCCACCAACCGAGCAGAGGGCUUUGGUUUUGAAUGCAGCCUGGCGUACCAUUAGCGGAAUGGGGAACACGGAGGAGUACAUUCAGUGCGCCGAGAUGUGGUCCCAGUACACCAGUCAGCAUUUUGGGCUACGUGAAGUCAACGCCCUUAUGGGGGAUAUUCUGUAUCACAUGACUCCUAAUCGAGCCUACGAACGUCACUAUCAUGAGCUGCAGGUUAUUGUAGACAAGAUUGUUUCCAAUGCUCAGGACAUCCACGGCGUGUUAUCGCUGGACAACUUUUUGCCGAUGCUAGAUCUUUUUCAAAAGGAAGCUGUUAAGCUGGACGUUUGCAAAAGUAUUUUGAUGAGUUACAGAGCUGGUUCAGCUGAAUCGUACAUUUCCGAUCCCGUUGUUACGAAUGCUCUGAUGUAUAUUAGCAAGGUGCUGAAUGAUUCUGUGAAUGCCCUCACAAGCGAAGAUGAACGCCGCCAGAUCAGCAACCUGAUCAGCCAUUUUAUACGAAAGGUAGACUUUGGGCGCGACUUUGAACAGCAGCUAUCGUUCUAUGUCGAGGCUCGCUCCGCUUUCUCCAACUUGGAUCCCGUGUACUCGACAUUGAUCCACUGUGUCAAUCGCUUGGCAACUAGCACCCGCCGUAUCGUGAAGGGCCAGCAUACGAACAAAACGGCGGCUUUCGUAAAGGCAUGUGCCGCCUAUUGCUUCAUCACGAUACCCUCCAUCAUUGAUGUCAAUACCCGGAUGGAGCUCUACCUGCAAUCUGGCCAGGUAGCUCUGCUGAACGUGUGUCUCCAACAAGCAGAUUCCUGCUUCGAGGCCGCCCUGAAUCUCAUCCCAGAAAUCCCCCGCACUUAUGAACAGGACGGCAAACCCCAAUCCACCGAACCCUUCCUCAAAUCGUUCCUAAUGAACUUCCUUUCCACGCUCGUUAUCGUCCCCGAUAAUCCCACUCAAGGGGUCCUCUACCUCCUUCGACUUCUUCUCGAGGUCAUCAAGAAAUAUCCCUUCGAACCCAACUCGGAAACCCUCUCGUCAAUCUACCUACACGUCCUGGAUUUCCUAUCCGUGGCCGCUCAAGAGGUCUACCCCUAUCACAUCGUGAACGUGAUCUCCAAUGACGAGCUUUACGGUUCGGACCCGAAGUUCUUGGCCGAAAUCCACGCCAUUAGCUGCGAGGUGUGCGACGAGGUAUUGCAAAUACUCAAACAACUGCUGGAAUCGAACGCCAUUCGGCAACAGAGCCAACUAUCGCUGGAUCUGUUUCUGAAAAUUAUCACUGGGGCGGACUUGACGGUGGACCGCAUGUUCACGCUGACGUACAACCUGUGGAAUCUGGCGGCCAAGAAUCGGAACACGUUGGAUGCGAAACAGUUGCAAAAAAUACUCUCGUACACGGAGCAUCUGGCGGAAGUUUCACAAUCGGACUCACAGAAACAAUGUCUGCAACUGCUGCUGGAAAAGAUGAAGUCGCGAAUUUAAACCUAGCCAUAAAAGGUUCGUCUAUUUUCAUUUUUAUUUUUUUCAUUUCGAUAACGUACUGCGAAAAUUAGCUUUAUUCUUGUUUAGAGUAUAACAAAGUAUUUAAAGUGCCCCUUCAAUUAUUUUACUUGUUAUCUAUGCAAGCGCAUUCCUCUAGAUUUUUAGUACUCGAUAUAAAAA